Podarcis raffonei (Aeolian wall lizard) is the source of this 1508-nucleotide messenger RNA. It is a transcript of the gene DLX2, whose product is annotated as distal-less homeobox 2. Gene Ontology annotation, molecular function: RNA polymerase II cis-regulatory region sequence-specific DNA binding; DNA-binding transcription factor activity, RNA polymerase II-specific. The record is from RefSeq and is a predicted model, not a curated record. The transcript has 3 exons. Gene Ontology annotation, biological process: embryo development; cell differentiation; negative regulation of transcription by RNA polymerase II. NCBI's taxonomy places the organism in Eukaryota, Metazoa, Chordata, Lepidosauria, Squamata, Lacertidae. The coding region runs from base 504 to 1490 and encodes 328 amino acids.
ACGCAGACAAUCCUAAAGCAGCUGCAGAAGCGGAGGCGUUGCUGCUGCUGUUGCUGCUGCUGCUUGCAGCGCGCACGGGGGGGAAAGUCUUGUGCGCGCAAACGCGCCCUGGCGCUUUGGAGAGGCGAUGGCAACGGCGGCCUCCUGCCCGCCUCCUCUGGUGCAAAGGGAUCCUCAGCAGUGAUCUCUUUUCUUGGGCUUGGGGUUUCCAGUCUGCUUCAAGAAGGCGAACCCCAGGGUGUGUGAGGAAGAGAGAGAGAGAGAGAGAGAGAGAGAGAGAGAGAGAGAGAGAGAGAGAGAGAAAGAAAAGAAAGAAAGAGAGGCGCGUUGUAACUUUUCCACGCGCGCCCUGUUGCCAAAGAGGAGACCUGCUUUUUCCUUCUCUCUCUCUCUCUCUCUCUCUCUCUCUCUCUCUCGUGGUCCCCCUCCCCGCUGUUGGUUUGCCCUCCUGCAUCCUCGGAGCGAGGGAGGGAGGGAGCAAGGGGCGGGGAGAGAGGAUCAGGAUGACGGGGGUCUUUGACAGCCUCGCCUCAGAUAUGCAUUCCAACCAGAUUACCUCCAGCAGUUACCAUCACCAGCAGCAGCAGCAACAACACCACCACCACAGCUUACACAAACCCCAGGAGUCUCCCACGUUGCCUGUGUCCACCGCCACGGACAGCAGCUACUACACCAACCAGCAACAGCACCACGGAGGAGGAGGAGGAGGAGGAAGCGCCGGGAGCAACGCGGGCAGCGGGUCCCCGUACGCGCAGAUGGGCUCCUACCAGUACCACCCGAGCGGGAUCAGCGCGGUGCCUUACUCCACCAAAGCCGGCAGCUACGACCUGGGGUACUCAGCCUCUUACAGCUCCUAUGCAACCUACGGGGCAAGGACGUCCCCAGUCAGCAACGAUCCUGCCGAGAAAGAAGAAGGCGAGCCCGAGAUCCGGAUAGUCAACGGCAAACCCAAGAAAGUGCGCAAGCCCAGGACCAUCUACUCCAGCUUCCAGCUGGCGGCUCUGCAGCGACGCUUCCAGAAGACCCAGUAUCUGGCCCUGCCCGAGAGAGCCGAGCUGGCAGCCUCCCUAGGCCUCACCCAAACUCAGGUGAAGAUCUGGUUCCAGAACCGCCGUUCCAAGUUCAAGAAGAUGUGGAAAAGCGGCGAGAUCCCCGCCGACCAGCACCCGGGCGGCAGCAGCUCCCCGCCUUGCUCGGCGGCGUCUCCGGCGUCGACCACGCUAGCCUGGGACUUCGCGCCGCACCCGCAGCGGAUGAGCAGCGGGGGCGGAGGCGGCGGGAGCAGCGCUGGAUCCAGCCCCGGCGCCCCGGGCGCGACGGCUGCUUUCCUGGGCAACUACUCGUGGUACCACCAGGCGUCGAGCGCCGCUGCUUCCCACUUGCAAGCCGCCUCCCCGAUCCUGCAGCAAGCGCAGCCUCACCAACACCACCCGCACCUCCACCACCACCACCACCACGGCGCUGCUGUCAGCGCAGGGACGAUUUUCUAACCCGCCCGCGCGUUUGCC